Acaulospora colombiana is the source of this 492-nucleotide messenger RNA. NCBI's taxonomy places the organism in Eukaryota, Fungi, Glomeromycota, Glomeromycetes, Diversisporales, Acaulosporaceae. The record is from the annotation of a GenBank genome assembly.
AUGCCUGGCAGCCCGAACAACAAACGGUUAAAAGUUUCAUUCGCCAAGACAAGUGCGUACACUGCCUCUUUGUCACCUCUAACAACUCUUUUGACAUUUUUGAAUGAUAGAGAAUUAUAUGAACUUGUCGGGUCCGUGGGUCAAGCGGACCUACGAAGAACUAUUACACCACACCCAAACCUUUCACCCCCGCAACCGACGGAUCAUCGUCAUCCACGACUCGAUAGACCAAGCACCUCUCAAAAUAUCCCCGCGCUUUGGAGGCAAGGGCCUCUGGAGCAGUUUGUAAUGGAGAGGUUGUCGGAUGAGGAGCUCGAGUAUUGGAGUCCGGGAGGAGAGGGUAUCGAAAAAGUGUGGGAGGCCGUCGUCAAGAUCAUCGAGGACGAGUGCGUCAUGCGUUCACCUAUAUCUACUUUUAUUGACCUAGUUUCUCCAUUUCCUCAUAACCACCCCGCCUUUUUGGCAGAACAGAAUAGCAGUCGGAAAAGAAGA